Penaeus indicus is the source of this 2705-nucleotide messenger RNA. RefSeq names its product dynactin subunit 4-like (gene DCTN4-p62). NCBI's taxonomy places the organism in Eukaryota, Metazoa, Arthropoda, Malacostraca, Decapoda, Penaeidae. Gene Ontology annotation, cellular component: dynactin complex. The coding region runs from base 27 to 1457 and encodes 476 amino acids. The record is from RefSeq and is a predicted model, not a curated record. The transcript has 9 exons.
UACGCGAACGCUGGUGACUCAUAAAGAUGGCGCACCUCUUCCAGGUCGACCGCGUCCGCCUGCUCUGCUCCUGCGGUGUGCUCAAGCCCAUCACUGCCAUCUACUUCUGCCGCCACUGCCUGAAGCUGAGAUGCGGGAACUGCGUGUCGCACGAGGUGGACACACUUUUCUGCCCAAACUGUUUGGAGAAUAUGCCUUCGACUGAAGCCCGGCUCAAGAAGAACAGGUGUGCCAAUUGCUUUGAUUGCCCAAGCUGUUGCCACACCCUUUCAACACGGGCAACUAGUAUUCAGGCUCCCUCGCCAGAGGAUCCAAGCAAAACUGUUGCUCGGAAGGUCUAUUAUUUGGCUUGCACCAGCUGCAGGUGGACCUCAAGAGAUGUAGGACUGAAGGAUCAAACUGUGGCCACUGGCGGUUGGGCAGAGCAAGACAAUGAACACUAUAAGCAGCUGCAGACCCUGUUGGAACAUUAUCGUUCCUUGGCACAACGUGAGAAGCUAGAGAAGGAACGCAAGAGGUUCUCACACCGCAAGUCAUCUUAUUUCAGUAUGACGGACAAAUACAGCCUUCCCUCCCUGAUUGGAAGGAAGUCACUUUCACCACUGUCUCCUUACUCUCCUAAAGGUGAUGGCAGCCAAACUUCAGAGUUGACUCCUUCAGAAGCUGCUGAAGAAGUAGAGGGACUUCCUGCUGACAUCUUUACUGAAGAAGUAAACCUUUCUUCAAUUACUUCAAUGGAGCAAAGAAUGGCAUCUCCAGAAUGGCAGCCAGAGAAGAGUAAUGAUCUGUAUCCACUUCACAAACACAUUUUGGUGAAACGUUCCCUUCGUUGUCGUCAUUGUGAGCAUAACUUAUCCAAGCCAGAGUAUAAUCCCUCGUCUGUCAAGUUCAAGAUUCAACUUGGGGCUUUUUACCAUGUUCCUGAAGUAAGGAUGGUGCAGCAAGCAGAUCUCAAAUGGGGUGUUGAGACAUCUGUACAGAUCUCACUGUGUAAUCCAACUCCUCAUGAUAUGACUCUAGCUUUCCUCCCAUUUGUCCCUGAAGCACAUAUUGCUGCACAGCAGAAAGGUGAGGAACUUGGAGAAGGAGGCAGCCUUAACACAAGCAGCCUAGUCCGAGUGGUGGAUAUUCCAGUGGAAAAGACUGAUCUAACUCCAUCAGCAGAUGUUGCAUUACCACAGGGACAACUUAUUCUCACUGCUCGUGAUGAUACAGCUGAAUAUGAUGACCAGGAUGCAAAUAGCAGCUUCAAUGAUGAUCCUCAAGUGGUUGCUUGGAGACGAGCAAAUAAAGUUGGUGUUAAUCUUCUAGUUACUCCCCAAUCUGGUGCUAAAAGGGCCAUUGUUGGCUUUGUACUUCGUUAUGAAUACACCAACACUGUUGCAACGGCAACAGAAUCACGAACUGUCACACUGAACAUUCCUGUUAUGGUAGAUGUUGGCCCAGUGUCAGAAUAGACUUUACUGUAUAGUAGCAUUAUAUCUAUGGAUUAUAAAAAGGCCUUUGGCUUUUGCAUCAUGUCAUUAUUGUUGCUGUAUAACAGGUAAAUGCUUCAGUGCUUAUAUAAAAUUCACAUAAAACAAAUCUGCAGAAGCUGUUUAGACACAAGCUGUUACUCUGUUUAUUAUACAGACCUACCCAUGUGAAAUGAAUAGAAGAGAGUGGCAUACAGUGUCCUAUGGCCUUGUAGUCUGUAACUUAGCAUAUCCAUAUUUUUUCUGUGUGAAUUUUAUUCCUUUUGCACAGUGAUUCCAUAAAGCAUUAUUUUCAAGUUUUUUUUUCUGAAUUUGUAAUUGGCUUAAUUUAAUAUUGCUAAAUAAAAAUAAAUGCACUUGGAUUAUGUGUUCUUACUAAAAGAUAUAUGCAAGUUUUGGAGGUGAAAACAAUUGUAGUAUCCUUUUUAUUGCUUAUUGCAACAACUAAGAGUACUUCAGGCAGAAACAGUGUACACUAUACAUAUUUAUUUAAACAAAUAAUUCUGUCUGAUAUACUCAUUAUUAUCCUGAUUAAUUAUUUCACUGUUCACUAUCACAGAAUCAAGCUGUCUGCUUUGUGCCUUAUUUCUAAUUUGAAAAACUGUCAGUUGCUUAUUAUUACUGUCCACAAACAUCUUAAGAAAAAUUAUUUGUGGCCACUUGGUGUGCCUUAGAGUCAUGAAGAGAGAGCUGGUGUCUGGGGAUAUAUGACUAUGGUGUUUAGCAUAAUUGAAAUGAAGGCCAUACCUUUUCUUCACAGAAAAUUUCUACAUGCCAGUUAAAUAAUGUCAAUGGAGCAGAAGCACAAGACGAAAAGAGUUUAUUUGUUUAGCUUUUAAUUUUGCAUGUCCAAUUUAUCAAUAGUCUUUCCGCACAGCCAAAGUAAAAGCAUAGCAUUUACAUUGAAUGAAUUGCUUGAUAAUGCAAAAUUCUUUCACCAGGUAUUUUUUCUAAAAAUUGGUAAUAGUUAUCUUAUUGUGUACAAGGAUGAUGUUUUGUAUUUUCAUUUGUUCAGUUUCUACUUGUGGAUUAUAUAUGAAAUUGUAGUUAAGCUGUAUAUCAGAAGUAUUUAUUUCUUUUUAUACAAGUUGAUGAAACUAGACAUACUAAAUUGUAGAUAAUUCCUGGGCAGCUUUAAUGGUGUAGUAUCCAAAUAUUUUGAUUGCAGAUAUUUGUUUGCAAUUAAUUAUCACAUGUAUCUCUUAUGAUAUAAUAAACCAAAUAAAAAGU